AAAUUAUCCCAACAGAUUGAGAAGUUUGAGAAUACUUUGUUACAAAGCCAUUCAGUGCAUUUUCGUAACACACGAGCUAUCCUUGGCUACCAUGAUGUGGGAGGGGCUGAAAUGGCCUAUCCAAGUAUAGGCCCCUGCUAUGAAAUUGCUACCAACCUGUUUGUUGCAUAUCAUCUGGUUGAUUGUGUUGCUAGACACCCGUCAAUUGUGGGAUUGUCAGUCCCACCAGUGCCGUUAAAUAUCUUGCGGCCAACUACAUGGACAGCAGAGACUCUGCAACAUUUCAAGGGCUGGGAUGUUGUUCGGGAGUGGCCUAAUACACUUCAACAAGCUCGCAAAAUCAUUACCUCCUCACCGCAUCUUGACAAACCUUCAAGCCUAUCCCCUCAAAGCAUACAGCCCUCAAUCAUUCUCAAGCUUUUGCUUUCACUUUCUUCCACCCAUCAUGCAAAGAAGUAUUACACAAUUUGUGGCAAUUUUGAAGCGGCUGCAUUGCACUUGUCAGUGCUUCGGGACGCUAAUUGGACAUUUUCCUCAAAUACUGGCAUUGAAGGCAUGGAUGAGCAGUUCUUAACAAAGGAUCUAGGAGAAUCUAUAGAUGACCAACGGCUUGCAAAGUUCAUCAAAAAUAAUGCCACAAACAUGCGGGUACCACUACAAUUAGCCCUCAUGAUGUCCCCCAUUAUACUGCUCAGUACAAGCACACUUUACAAAAAACGCCCAAGUCAGAUAGAUUUAUGGCGUCUUUGUACGUCAAUUGGGAAUGACAAACCAGACCUGCUAAAGAACGUGGAGUUGGCCAUUUGGAAAGCGUUGUGGAACAUUUCAGGGCAUGGAGACACAGAGAAGGAAUUGCACCAGUUGGUUCUGUCUCCGGAGUGGAAACAAUGGGAGAACGCUACAGAUAUAAAUGACGGGGUCUUUUAUUUUAACCCUACCUCAAUGUCUCCUUUUCAAACAGCCUUUAUUACAGAGUUGCCGGACUCGCCAAUGAAUGAAGACCUAACAUCUCCAUUCAAGUCACUGGUACAGUCUUCUCAAUCAAGAUUGCUGAUAAUGGCGCCACCUAGACAGGGAGAAACUACAACAACUGAAAAUGCGAAUGGUAUUGAAAACAUGGAUGUGGACCCGGCCGGUGGAAGGAGUAAUGACACACAAGAUGAUAUUGCAGGUGGAGAGAAUGAGAUGUACAAGACUAUUGGAAAGAAGAAUAAUAUGGACAAAGUCACAUCCAGGUCAAAGAAAGACAAAGAGUGCAUGGGGAAAGAUGUUGAUAUGACAGUGGAUACAACAGACGGAUGUGCAAACAACUCAGUUCAACUUGCAGGAAUAUCUCCUUACAACAAGGCAAAGAUGCCUUCCCAACUGGGCCUACAGUCUGUUCCAAAGCGCAAAGGUCACACACAGAGCAAACCUAGUGCAUCAACAGUGAACAAUUCUGAAUCUGACAAUGACGAUAUCAUCUACAUGGGUAUGGAAAGACGUGUUUUUUUUACGCCAAGAGAAAUUACGCUGGAUCUGGAGCAGCAAGUUAAAAUUCAUUGGUCAACAAAGAAGCCUGUAGUGUUUUCAGCAACUGGCAAAGGCUAUAGUAUUGACCUUAUUGCCCACAAUGAAGAAACCCUGGCAACGCUAGACCAGAUAGCCGACAUGAUCAAAGGAAAGCCAAAAUUUUUGACAGACCCAAAAAACUCCAUGAUCCGUAUAUUGGAUCGAGAAGUUUACAAUAGUUUGGGGGCCAAUGAUUUGCUGUUUAUUCUUCGAGACCAACAUAUUGUAGUGAAAGAAACAGAUGUGACAUGCCCUUUAAGGAAUGGGGAACCCAAAGAAUUUCGUGCUGCACUACGAGGUUUGGGAUCCCUGACGGCACCCCGAGCAGUACAUGAUCUGUCAAUAGUCCCUGAGAACGGAGAUCUAAACCUCCGCAUACGCACUGGAACAUUGGACCAGCUUUACCAGGCAUCGUUCAAGGGUAUCAACAAGAUAUUGAAUGUUUUAGACAUACCCAUGGAGAUGAAGGGGAUGAGGGACUUGGAAGUCAGUACAGAUUACAUUGCGCUAUUCAAUACAAUGGGUGACUGGAAGUCAUCAAGGGCUUUUGUGGUGGGACACAGUCGCUGGGCUUUAGCUGCAACAAAAGGUGCUUUUCAUGGAUGGCACAUGGCCAGUAAUGGAUUGGGAACGUAUAUUGAAACCAAAUGUGGAGCCAAGCUGUGGUUACUGGCGCGUCCUAAGGAUCCAAAAUAUCGCUCUAUGCAUGACACAUCCUUUUUCUUAUCUGAUUCCUAUCAAUUUGAUAGUGCAUGUAGCUCUGUACUGGACGUGGAGGCCAUUGUACUUGUACCAGGAACGGAGCUCAUAAUGAGACCAAAUACCUUGCAUAUGGUGUAUACACCAUUUGACACAGUUUGCCAUGGCGGGCAUUUUUAUUCUGCUGGAAACAUGAUUGAUACCCUGUCUGCAAUAAUUCAUGCCUUUGUGGCAGGAAAGACAUUGACAAAUGCAAAUCAUGUGCACACCCGAUUACAUCUGCAACAGAUGAUUUCCAUGUACCAUAAAAUGUAUGUGGAUAAUGCUUUUAUUCGUACCGACCUUUGCAUGGAUCAUUUCCCAGAUUUUGACGACUGGUUUGGGAUCAUGAAUGUUUUUGUGCUAUGCAUUUAUGCUUUCUUGAUGAAUGUGUUGGACCAUAACACAUAUUUUCCCACUUUUCAAGCUGCUGCAAAGCAAAUACCCAUGACGCCCACGCAGAGGACAUUUUGGCAGAAAGAUGACAUAUAUGCAAUGUCGUACGAGGAGCGCAAGGCUUGCAUGCAUGCCCGUGGUCAAGCCUUAGAGAUUAUAGCUUGGUUUCAGGACCACUUUGACGUAGGCCACAGGGAUACCAUUGAAAAAAUGGAAACCUUCUUCAGAAAGUUGCUUGGACACUAUUGCCUUGAAAUUCUAUCCUACAAAACAGCAGCAGCAGUCCUUGAGCACGAGGGUGCGCCGGGGUGCACUGUUGAUGAUGUCCGCGUUCAACUUAUGGGCGUAGGCUCAGGCCCAAUGAACAGUUAUAUACAAGGCAUGCUACAAGGCAAACAAGAGGCAUGUGGGAAUCUGGCACCCUUUCUUGAAUUGGAUAUGCAUUUGGUUGCAAAGCCACAAGAGAGAAGUAGGGGAGAUGCUCAUGAUAAGCUGUGGAGCCUAGGGAAAAGCGAAAGGGAUAAGAUAUACCUAGCAGUCAUGAAAAAAAUGAAGCAGAAACCUGAUGAUAUAGGUCCUGUACACAAAAAGUAUAAAACAACUGCUAUGUAA
Molecule: messenger RNA, 3297 nt
Organism: Psilocybe cubensis
Lineage: Eukaryota; Fungi; Basidiomycota; Agaricomycetes; Agaricales; Agrocybaceae
Exons: 8
Source: RefSeq, a predicted model, not a curated record